AUGAAGGAAUAUGCAAAUGAACACAAUGACGACAAAGGCGAAGUGACAAAAUGUGAAAGUGAGUACAGUGCCCUGCUGGAGUGUUUGGAUACCUUCGAUAGAAAUUGGGCAAAAUGCCAAAACGAAUUGAAGAAAUUCCGUGCAUGCUACAGUGAGGAGAGCAGACAGAAGAAUGGGUCAAGCGGUUAG
Plasmodium coatneyi is the source of this 189-nucleotide messenger RNA. RefSeq lists its product as uncharacterized. Bases 1 to 189 code for a protein of 62 amino acids. The transcript is spliced from 3 exons. The record is from RefSeq and is a predicted model, not a curated record. NCBI's taxonomy places the organism in Eukaryota, Apicomplexa, Aconoidasida, Haemosporida, Plasmodiidae.